[Candida] anglica is the source of this 1839-nucleotide messenger RNA. The record is from the annotation of a GenBank genome assembly. NCBI's taxonomy places the organism in Eukaryota, Fungi, Ascomycota, Pichiomycetes, Serinales, Debaryomycetaceae.
AUGCCCAAGGCUUUAUUUUUGGGAGAUUCUCCUUCAAUUGCAUUUCUUGUUUGGAAUUUAUCAUCUCUUGGUUGGUGGAUAUCAGUAGUUCCAUCUAUGACGUCCAACAAUUACCAGGGAAACAAGCUCACUUUCAAAUCCCACUCGGGCUCAACCACCAUCAAACCACAAGUAUACUCACAGAGUGUAGAGUCACUCAUAAGAAUUCUCCCCGGAGGAAUAAAGUUUGACUUUUUAUUCCUUCUGCUGUACGUGGCAAACACUUUUGGCAACUACAAAAAUACAAUUGAAAAGUUCUUAAAUUCCGAAACUCUAAUCAUUGUGGACGCAAGUAUUCUUUCAACCGCACAUAUUUCGCAACAGUUCCCUCAUCACUCCAGCUUGUAUAUGUAUUCUGAAGUUGAUUGCAGGAAGCUCGAUGAUACCUCAUACCAACUUUUCAAUUCAGAUAUGGACUACUAUAUUGGAAGCACAGGCACUGGGAACACGAAGUCUCCCUUCAUGAGACAUGGCUUAAUCUGGGUGUUAAAAGAUAACUUUGAAACAUUAAAUUGUGGAACCGUUCAUUUGACAUCACCCCGUCACGUGAAGUCUUUAAUUUGGAAGUAUCUUAGUUGCAUGAUAAGUAUCGAGAGUGUUUGUAUAGUGUAUGACGAGCCGAAUGUGUUGGAUUUGAUUAAAGAUUGCUCAUCCUGGCCAAUAAUUAAGGGUUUAUUUAAGGAGCUUACUAUGAUAGCAGAAAAGGGGAAAUUCUUGCUGAGCUCUCCAAGAUCUAUUCUAACUACAAAACUGAUGAAUAAAAUUCAUAAAAAGGAUCUUAGGUCACUUUUAAUGAAAGUGGCACAGAAAUCUAAGGAUCGACUGGAAGUCGAUUCAGAGUCAAUACUCCCACAGUAUAUUCAUAGUCCCAAGAUGUUUUAUGACUUUAGUAGGGAUGGCGGUGAUCCAAUGGAUAUCCCAUAUAUACUCCUUACAUUAUUAGAGUUGGCGGAUUCCUUGAAGGUUCAGGUCCCCUUUUUGGAAUCAUUUUAUGGAAUAAUGAAUAGAUUGAUAUCAAUUAGGGGUGAUCAAUUGAGAGGACAAAGUAAAUCCAAGCUAUUCAAUUGGAAAGAUAGACACAAUUCAUCUCCCUACAUUGUAAAUCAAUACGUAAAUGGGAUCGAGCCAGAAUGUAAUAUGAUGAAUUAUCCGCCAUUCAAUCCUUUGCCACAACCACUGAUCCCUUCCCAAUUUUAUCAAAAUCCGAUCGUAUACAUGUGUAGUGUAAAAGUUGAUGAUGAUCUGAUAGAGGAAACAAUUGACCCUAGCCUACAAGAAUUGGUCAGUGGUACUGAAGAGUUAACCUACGGAGAAGAAAUACAGAUGAAAGAAGAGUUUCAUGAUGCUUUAGAGAGUGAUGAUCUCAACGAGGCUACUCCGUCAGAUUUGCCUAUCACAGCUAGUGUACAGACAUCCCCACCACAGAUGCAAGGCAUUACUCCAAUAGUCUUGCCUAAUGGAGGCAUUUAUUAUCCGCCUCCAGGUGGAAGUAGCAACGUUAUUAAAAAAGCAGAAAGAAGUUUCUAUCAUUCUCCAAAACUCAUAAAUAAAAAUUCAUCAACAAAGCAAUUGUACGAGUCACAUACACAACUUAUGGAAUCCGUACAGUUUAAUAGUUUUAUUGAGAAAUCUACCGGGAGUCGUUAUGGGCAAUUCGAUACAUCAAGCGUUAUUUUGAAAAGUGCAGGAAAUAGCAGUAAAGGUAGCAAGAUUAGUACGCCAAGUAGGGGUAGCUCGAGAUUGGAACUUGCACAGCGACAAGAAAUAAAUAUGGAGGAGACGCUGGUAGAAGAAGAGUGA